AUGUCACUAAUUUGCCUUAAACUAGAAGAAGAAUUGCAAGUCCCUUCUCCUGAUGUCCCUGAGGAUGUUGGAACCUUUGCCGAUGGACAGACAGGUGCAGUGGACUCCAUCUUGGAUGACAAGUCUCUUUAUGCCGAUCAAAUUCUUACAGAGAAGAAUCUGAUACUGUCCUAUAAUGAAGGCCUUGAGCCAGAAACAAGUGAUUGUGGACCAGUGACUGGAGAGAGGCAAGAAAAGCAAAAUAUUACCCCAGGUGCAUCGCUCUGUGAUCCGGUCAGUAUCGAAGGGGAACCUAAUGGUGAACAGGGACAAGAUGUGACCAAAGAUGAAGAAUCUAAAGUAGGUCCUGAGGGCGAUGGCGAUCAGGGUGUUGAUGAAGGUGUUGUUACAGAAACAGAGGACAUUGUAGCAGCCCUAGAUAUCAAGGAAGUGACUGAAGGAGAAUAUAUAGAUGACCUACCUGAAGGCAGGUUACUGAAUUUAGAUGCAGAGGAAGAGCAAGAGGAAUCCAAUGGGGCAACAGGCAUACAUGAGGCAGAGGAAGAGCAAGAAGCAGCAGAAGAACCAGAGUUGGAUGCCGAAAUUGAUAUAAAUGGGGGUGAGUCUUCAGAAGAACAGCAGGAAGAGAAUGAAGAGACGAAUGAUGAUGCUGAGACUGAGGCAAAUGGUGGAGAGUCUUCAGAAGAAGAGCAAGAAGCUGAAGAACCAGUGGAAGAUGCUGAGACUAAGGCAAAUGGUGGAGAGUCUUCAGAAGAAGAGCAAGAAGAAGCUGAAGAACCAGAGGAAGAUGCUGAGGCUGAAGCAAAUGGAGGUGAGUCCUCAGAAGAGCAAGAAGCUGAAGAACCAGAGGACGAUGCUGAGGCUGAAGCAAAUGGUGGAGAGUCUUCAGAAGAAGAGCAAGAAGAAGCUGAAGAACCAGAGGACGAUGCUGAGGCUGAAGCAAAUGGUGGAGAGUCUUCAGAAGAAGAGCAAGAAGAAGCUGAAGAACCAGUGGAAGAUGCUGAGGAUGAAGCAAAUGGAGGUGAGUCCUCAGAAGAGCAAGAAAAGGAUGAAGAGCCAAAGGUAGAUGCUAAGAAUGAUGCAGGCAGUGGUGAGUCUUUUGAAGAAGAGCAAGAAGAGGAGGAAGAGGGUGAAGAACCAGAGAUAAAUGUUGAUCCACAUAAGGUUGAUUCUUCUAAAGAUGAGAAAGAAGAUGAGAAACCAGAGCCUGAUGCCGAUUCUGAUACUAAUAUGGGUGAACCUUCAGAAGAAGAGGCUGGAGAACCAGAAAAUGAUGCUGAGACUGAUGACCAGACUUCAGCAGAAGAACAAGAGGAACCAAAGUCUGAUGUUGAGACUCGUACAAAUAGAGGCGAGUCUUCAGAGGAAGAGCAUGAAGAGGCCGAAGCAUUACUGUCAGUGGUUGACACAAAUGAUGUAGAAACUUCAAAAGAAGAGCAAGAAGAACCAGAUGUUGAUGAACACAAAGAGAAUAUAUCAGAAGAUACAGAAGAAAAAUUAUCAAACACAGAGGAAAAGAUAAAAGAAGAAACUCCUGAAGAAAAAGAAGUAGACAAAACUGAGAACUCAGAAACACAGAGUGCAGAGGAGUCGAAAGAGUCUUCUGACCACUCGUCUAUAAAACCACUUAGUGAGGAUCAGGUAUCGGCUGGAAAGAAGAUCGAUGAGGAGAAAAGAUUUGUCAAACAACAAACAGCCAAGUCAUCUUCUAAACUAUCCCAGAAACAAGCUCCUAAGUCAAGGUCAAGGAGACUAAAAGAUGAUGUAGAAGAUGUGGAAGAUUUCCCCAAGAGGGACAGAAGCCACAUAGACAAUACCUUGAAGCUUGCAGACGAGAAACCGGCAGAUGAUUACACAGCGGUGCUGCAGAAACUAAGGAAAAUCUACCAUUCUUCUAUCAAACCCCUGGAACUGUCUUACAAAUACAAUGAGCUGAGACAGUACGAGAUCUCAGAUGGAGAGAUUACUUCUAAACCAAUGGUGUUGUUUUUGGGACCGUGGAGCGUUGGCAAGUCCUCCAUGGUCAACUACCUCCUGGGGUUGGAUGAAACCCCCCAUCAACUGUAUACAGGUGCUGAACCCACAACUUCUGAAUUUACCGUCCUCAUGCAUGGGCCAAAGCUGAAGACCAUUGAGGGCAUUGUGAUGGCUGCCGACAGUGCUCGUUCUUUCUCUCCACUGGAGAAGUUUGGGCAGAAUUUUUUGGAGAAGCUUAUUGGCAUUGAGAUUCCCCACAAACUCUUAGAAAGAGUGACAUUGGUGGAUACCCCUGGUAUCAUUGAGAACCGUAAACAACAAGAAAGAGGUUAUCCAUUCAAUGACGUAUGCCAAUGGUUCAUCGACAGAGCUGAUCUCAUUUUUGUUGUAUUUGACCCAACCAAACUGGAUGUGGGUCUGGAGUUGGAGAUGCUCUUCAGACAACUGAAGGGACGCGAGUCUCAGAUCCGUAUCAUCCUAAACAAGGCCGAUAGCUUGGCCACUCAAGAACUUAUGAGAGUAUAUGGUGCCCUCUUCUGGAGUCUGGCACCUCUCAUCAAUGUUACCGAGCCUCCAAGAGUCUAUGUCAGCUCUUUCUGGCCAGAAGACUAUCAUCCAGAUACACACACAGAGCUAUUCCUUAAAGAAGAGAUUUCCCUUCUAGAAGACCUUACCCAAGUCAUCGAGAACAGGCUUGAAAACAAGAUAGCCUUUAUUCGUCAACAUGCUAUCAGAGUUCGUAUCCAUGCUUUGCUGGUUGACCGUUACCUUCACACCUACAAGGACAAGAUGACCUUCUUUAGUGACGGAGAACUUGUUUUUAAGGAUAUAGUAGAAGACCCUGAUAAAUUCUUUAUUUUCAAGUCCAUUUUGGCCAAAACCAACGUCAGCAAAUUUGAUCUUCCCAAUCGCGAGGCCUACAAAGAUUUCUUUGGAGUUAACCCCAUUACAAGCUUCAAGCUUCUGUCCGCACAGUGCUCCUACAUGGGUGGCUGCCUCCUCGAUAAGAUUGAGAAGGCCAUAACACAUGAGCUUCCAGAUCUCCUGAGCAGCAUCAGUAAAAAGCCUUCAAACCUCAACUGUGACGUGACCGGUUGUGGAGAUACACCAAAGAACCGCUAUAAAAAACAUUAACUUAUCUCAAGCCUAACCCCUUCUCAUAUUUAAUAAAUAAAAUAAAACAAAAAACAGUGUAUCAACGCCGUAUAAAGGUCUUGCGAUCUUUUGGUGACGGAUGUAGCCUGCAUAUGAAACUCUUGCAAGCUAUCCUACAUACAGUAUGUUUUCAUGGUGUGUCACAGAGAUGAUACUCAAAACAAUCCUUCUGUCCUAGAGGGACUAGAGGUUACUCUGGUGCUGAAGGAGGGGAAAAUGUGUGAGACAGCUAAUGGGGUCUUCCCAUAAAAUACAAAUAAAAAAAUUGGAGAUGAUAUUGCAGAGAACUGCUCUUCCACCCUUAUUCUAUCUCGUACUGCAAGUGUCCUUCUCCUCUCUGACUAUAAGUUCAUGGUCUUAGAGAAGAACUGGGAGACUUCAUGAAUGUGGUCUAUAAGGAAUUUCAGCUCACUGCAAACUCUCUGAUGAAUUGUGUGUGUUGAUAAUUUGUCUUGUAAUGUGGUGAGAAAGUAGCCAUGUAAUGCCUUGUCUUGGUAGUUGAGGUACUCUAACAGUGUACGCUCUUAUUUAGUCAACUUUAUUCACCCUCACAGUCAAGACCAUAGUGGUUGGACCACCGAUCCAUUGUAUGUGAUAUUGGUAGUCAUGUCAAGUGCUCCACCUCAUAAGGGCGACCUAGCACUGGCAUCAUCUAACCAUGGUCCAAAAUAGACAUAACCAUUGACGGAGAGGAUAAACCUAUGUUCAUUAUGUUAUGUUUAGUAUCCAUUAUGGUUCGAUGCUGCAAAUCCUGUCCUCCUCCAGUCCUAAGGGCAGACAACAUAUGGGGAUCAUAACAAAGUGGUAGCCAAUAAUCUCACUAAACAUUGUAUUACGUUGAUCAUGGCAACAUCCAAAAUGGUGUCAAGUACUCAUUUUUUAUUGUCUUGAAUAGUCUUUGGAAUAUUUGCACGGUAAGAAGGUUUUAGUUUUACCAUUGUAUAGUAUUUGAUAGAUGUUUUACUUUUAUCAAUCUGGUUACACACCAGUCCUAUGAUAUUUAUCAAGAAUUCAAUAAACAUCACGACAAUGUUGACUCGUUCAGAUCUUCUCAGAAAGUCCAGUCUGUGUUAUACCGUAUGCUUGACCGAAAUCCUAACAAUGCCUGGAAGACCAACACUUUAUUAAGGAGUUUCGCCAUAUGUGGUUAUCACCCACUGCCUCCAGUUAUGUGAGGAGAAAGUAACAGGUAUUCCGAUAAUCUGCCAGUCCAGAUGGAAUAGGAGUCAGUUUUCUAGGAAAAUAAACAUGUGAAGGUGAAGAAUUCCAGUGUCAAAUACCAGGGGGCCCUAAGUUAGACGGAAAAGAGAAACAGAGGGAAAUGGAAAUGUGUAGUGAAAAAGGACCUGUCUGUGAUCCCAAAGGGGAAAACUACAUUGGCAGGACAUAUCCAAUGGAUGCUGGAUACUAGGUCACCUUGCCUUUGCCGGGGUACAUAGCUACAAAAACUGAAUUUCGUGAAAGAAAGUCUAGCUACUACUCUGUCUAUAUGAUGUCACAGUAAGGAUAACUACUGGUUAAGACUACAAAAUGGCAGCCUACAUUAUGUGUAAGUGACAGGGACAGAAGGGAAGAUCUUUCGACUGAGUAAGGGUGUUUGUCGCCAGUUUGGUUGGUUUUAGUA
Molecule: messenger RNA, 4756 nt
Organism: Hyla sarda
Lineage: Eukaryota; Metazoa; Chordata; Amphibia; Anura; Hylidae
Gene: SRL
Product: sarcalumenin
Exons: 7
Coding region: 1-3111 (1036 amino acids)
Molecular function (GO): GTP binding
Source: RefSeq, a predicted model, not a curated record